CCUAUACCAACCCACUGGCAUUGAAGGUAGAUAGCCUGAUGGAAGGUGGUGGUUAUCGAAAGGAUUGAGGUGUGAUGUUGGCCGCGGCUGGACCCAAUGUCCGGCAUCCCCGGCGUUUCCCGCCUCUUCAGGCUCUCCUUUUCUUCUAACUCGGCGAGUCCAGCUCCGAGCCUGAUUCCAAGCGUAUGAACGUUUAGGACCAUCCUGCACGCCUAUGCACAGAUGUAACACCAUGCAUUUAGUGAACGUGUUGGCAGCCAUCAUGCCACGAUGGUUGCAUCGCCAACGCUGACAUCUGUUACGGACGUACUAGAAUCUAUUUACAGCCACCACUUCCGACAACACAGGGCUGGCAGUCGCUCAGGCUCUGAUGAACCCCGCACUGUCGGCCAACAGGCAGAUUUUUCUGAGCGACUUCGUCACGUCGCCCCGUGAGAUUAUUGCGGAAUUGGAGAGGCAGGUCGGGGAGAAACUUGCGAUUGAAAAGAAGGCAUCCGGCCCGACCAUCGAGGAAGCGAGGGCCAAAUUCGAUGCUGGCGACUUCAACGCAGUGUAUACGUUGCUUUCUUUGAGCUUCGUGAGUGAUGAAGAUGCAGGAUACAACUUCGAAAGGGAGCAGAAAAUUCGGAACAAGCAUCUCGGACUUCCGAAAGCCACUCUGGACGAAGUUAUCUAGGCAACUUUGGAGAAGCAAAAGAAAUGAGAUGUCAGAGAGGGGGAUACGAGGGCAUCAGUUCCUAGUAGAUACAAAAAAUGAAUCAUGCGAAU
Messenger RNA from Mytilinidion resinicola, 768 nucleotides. RefSeq lists its product as uncharacterized. NCBI's taxonomy places the organism in Eukaryota, Fungi, Ascomycota, Dothideomycetes, Mytilinidiales, Mytilinidiaceae. Bases 371 to 676 code for a protein of 101 amino acids. The transcript has 2 exons. The record is from RefSeq and is a predicted model, not a curated record.